Messenger RNA from Anisakis simplex (herring worm), 1590 nucleotides. Lineage: Eukaryota; Metazoa; Nematoda; Chromadorea; Rhabditida; Anisakidae. The record is from the annotation of a GenBank genome assembly.
AUGCCCACAUAUUCGUCAAGAGAGCAAGUACGUGUACCAAAUGUGAUUGCAUUAGUAGGUUUGCCGGCUAGAGGCAAGACUUACAUAUCACACAAGUUGUGCCGUUAUUUGAACUGGAUUGGUAUAAAAACGAAAGGUGCUUCAAAAUUGGAUUCAAAGAUUGAUUCAUGUGUCUGUAUCUGUUAUCGUUGCGUUCCUGAAACAGCUUCACUUUCAGCGUUUAAUGUUGGUGAUUAUCGACGAAAAGCUUGCAAGUUAGAGGAGCAAGGCGAAUAUGAGUUCUUCAGUCCUUACAACAAGCAAGGAACACGAAUUAGGGAGUCAGCGAGUUUAAACGAUUGUGCACGAUUGGCCAUGGAGGAUAUGGGUCAGUAUUUAUCGUCUAAGGAAGGUGAAGUCGCUCAACGUAUUUGUGACAUCAUUCAUAAUAUCAAUCAGAUAUUUGAUGCAACGAAUACAACCCGUGAUCGACGUCGUUGGUUGGUUGAUUUUUGUGAAAAUGAUGAACGUGAUCCACCAUUUCGAGUAUUCUUCGUUGAGAGUGUUUGUGACGAUCCUGACAUCAUCAAUGCCAAUAUUACUGAAGUGAAAUUGAGCUCACCCGAUUACAAAGGCCAUAUGACGGAAGAGGACGCGAAAAAUGAUUUUUUGAAACGAAUCGAAAAUUACAAAUUGCAGUAUCAACCACUCGAUGAAGACAUUGACGAUGAUUUAUCAUUCAUAAAAGUGAUCAAUGCUGGACGAUCAUUCUUUGUGCAUAAUGUGAAUGGGCAUGUGCAAAGUCGUGUUGUUUAUUUUCUAAUGAAUAUCCAUUUAUUACCACGUUCUGUCUAUCUGACUAGGCACGGUGAAAGCGAGUACAACAGAAUUGGCCGUCUUGGUGGUGAUAGUCCUCUGAGCGAUAAUGGACUCGAGUAUGCGAGUCGGUUGCGCGAAUAUUUCAAAGCCGAGAAUGUACCUGGUGAAUUACGUAUCUGGAGUUCACAGAAGGUUCGUGCUGCACAAACAGCGUGUACACUGCGUGAUUUGGCUGCACACAUUGAAUAUUGGAAAGUGCUUGAUGAGAUCGACGCGGUACCAAAUUUGAUUUUUUUUCGUACACGAUUGACGUAUGACGAUUUCAAGGCAAGGUAUCCGAAACAAUUUGCUGAUCGCGAUAAAGAUAAAUACCAUUAUCGGUAUCCUUCUGGAGAGAGUUACGAAGACUUGGUCUCUCGACUCGAGCCAGUCAUUAUGGAAUUAGAACGACAAAGUAAUGUACUUGUUGUUUCUCAUCAGGCUGUGUUACGAUGUAUUUUGGCAUAUUUUGACAACAAGAAUCCUCAAGAGCUUCCUUACCUGAACGUGCCUUUGCAUACGGUUAUCAAAUUAACACCAAAAGCAUACAGUUGCCAGAUUGAAAUGUUCAAGUUCAAAGUGGAUGCUGUGGAUACAUAUCGCGAGAAACCAGUCGAUUCAAUUAGUACGAAAGUGAAUGCAAACACGAUGAAAGGACCGGAUCGACAAGGCCAUAAACUGGCUGAGUGCUGCAACUCGCAACCGGUGGUUAAUGCUGAAAAUGUAGCCUCAUCACAAGUUGUACCUGCUUGA